Molecule: messenger RNA, 2293 nt
Organism: Dermacentor silvarum
Lineage: Eukaryota; Metazoa; Arthropoda; Arachnida; Ixodida; Ixodidae
Product: serine/threonine-protein phosphatase 2A regulatory subunit B'' subunit gamma
Exons: 1
Coding region: 240-1574 (444 amino acids)
Biological process (GO): B cell homeostasis; regulation of dephosphorylation; positive regulation of B cell differentiation
Cellular component (GO): spindle; centrosome
Molecular function (GO): calcium ion binding
Source: RefSeq, a predicted model, not a curated record
UUACAAAGUUGAAUUGAUUGGCUUCUUACUAAAGAAAUCAUGAAGUGGUCUAGCAGUUUAAGCAGUUCGUGUUUUUGUCAGCGCUAGUUUUAGUUUUGAUAGAUGCUAACGACAUGCUGACUGCCGUGUUAACUAGUACACUGUAGCCGUAUGGAGUGAGAUUGGCUGUCGAGAUUUGCAAAAUUAAGUGCUUGCACUGAAGUAAUUUCGCUUUUUAGCACGGUCGAUCAAGCCCAGUAAUGAUUCGCAACUCAUCGACCCACUGCUCGCAAGCAAAGCCUACGUUAAAAGAUGCUUUGCGCGCUGCCUGUGCGGCCCCUGCACCGGCUAACGUCGGUAAAAGUGAAGACGAGUUGUUCGCAGAGCUCUACGUUUCCCCCAGCAAGCAACCGGACGCUGAAGGUUCAGUUCCUCGCUUUCACUACAAACUGCCUUCUGACGACAACGUGCUGUCGCAGAAAUUGAGGGGGGAGGCUCGCGCACUGCUUCUAGAGCGACGUAACGCCGAACUUUUGGACCACGACGAGCUGAAGACGCUCAUGGACGAAUUGGCCAUUGUGUCCUCUCCUCCGAUCGUUCAUGAAAAAGCGAUGCUCAACUACGCAGAUUUCAAGAAAGUGUCGAAACGCUGUGGGGAAAAGUGUCGGUCGUUCUUCACUGCCAAGGUGUUCGCCAAGUUGUUGCAAAAGGACCCGUACGGCCGAAUAUCUGUGGAUGACUUCUUCAACUACGUCAUGAAGAAGGUGUGGAUGCAGCAGUCUCGUGUUAACCUUUCUUUGUACGAUGUUUCAGGCCAAGGCUACCUAAGAGAGAUUGACCUAGAAGCAUACAUAAAGGAUCUUAUACCCAGCUUGCCUCAGAUUAACGGCAUUGAGCAAACGUUUCACUCUUUCUAUGUGUGCACAGCUUUGCGGAAGUUCUGCUUUUUUCUCGAUCCCUUGCGGACUGGAAAGAUAAAGAUACAGGAUAUCCUAUGUUGCUCAUUCCACGACGACCUUACUGAGCUGCGAAGCGACAAGCUUACCAGUACAAAUUUGGACACGAACUGGUUUUCCGCCACAUCGGCCCUCAAAGUUUACGGCGACUACCUCAAUUUGGACAGGAACCGUAACGGGAUGUUAAGCAAAAGUGAGCUGGCCAGGUAUGGCAAGGGAACACUGACGCAGGCAUUCAUUGACAGAGUUUUUCAGGAGUGUCAGACGUAUGACGGGGACAUUGACUACAAGACGUACCUCGACCUUGUCUUAGCCUUGGAAAACCGCAAAGAGCCGCAGGCACUGCAGUUUUUCUUUCGUAUUCUAGAUAUCAAUGGUCGUGGUUACCUGGAUGUCUUCUCACUCAACUACUUCUUCCGAGACAUCCAGGAGCAGAUGAGGAAACAUAACCAGGAGCCUGUCAAGUUUGAGGAUGUGAAAGAUGAAAUCUUUGACAUGGUGAAGCCAGAGGACCCGUGCAAAAUUACUCUUAAGGAUCUUAUACGUUGUGGUAAAGGCAGCACAGUAGUCAGCAUCCUCAUCGACGUCAAUGAAUUCUGGGCCUAUGACAACAGGGACACACUGGCUGCAGAUGUCUGAUUGCUACAUGACCAGCGUUAAGUUGUUUUCUCUGUGUAUGUUGGACUUCAUGUGGUGAUAGCAUUAACAGUAUUGGUUAGCUGCUGGCCUGUUUCCACUUAUAUCUUAAUACCUUCAGGCGCCAAAUUAUUUAGAUUUAACAUGUUUCAUGCAUCUUCAGCAUCAUUAAGCUAAACUGCGCAUUAUUGCCCAGUUCUGUUGCUUUUUUAUAAUAAAUUCUGAUUCUAAUUAAACAUCUGCAGUAGCAAAACAGACUUGAAAUCCAAAAUUUUAAUAACCUUUCUUGAAUUCACAGAUAUGGGCACUUCAUGCCUGAGGUCUUAGAAGUACUGUUGGUGUGAAAAGAAAAGUCUCAAGUAGUUGAGGGUGACGUACACAGUGAUCUAUUCAAUAGCAGGCUUUAACAAAGCAGAAAUUCAGAAUUUUUGUAAAGCCCAUGCCCCAUGAACUACUCACACUAUCUGUACACAAAGUGCAGGAACCAUAUCAAUUAUUUCAUAUGAAUUGUGCUCGGAAAACAGUUGGCCGCUUUGGAAAUUUACCUACUGUAAACCAUUACUGUCAAAAACAACUAAAUAACAAAAACAAACCGCUACACAACAACGUAGCUCCACAGCAAACACAGAAAGUGGCACGUUUGUAACUUUUUUUUUCUUAUAUUGGAACACUUUUCACCAACAUGUUUGGUGCAUAUAAUAAAUCUUAGAGCACAGGUCCAA